Molecule: messenger RNA, 1827 nt
Organism: Aspergillus niger
Lineage: Eukaryota; Fungi; Ascomycota; Eurotiomycetes; Eurotiales; Aspergillaceae
Exons: 2
Coding region: 1-1827 (608 amino acids)
Biological process (GO): positive regulation of transcription by RNA polymerase II
Cellular component (GO): nucleus
Molecular function (GO): DNA-binding transcription factor activity, RNA polymerase II-specific; zinc ion binding; transcription cis-regulatory region binding
Source: RefSeq, a predicted model, not a curated record
AUGGAGAACGCGAGCAACCAGCCGCGGAUCACCAGAAAACACUCUGGCUGCAAGCCUUGCCGGCGGCGAGGCAAAAAGUGCGAUGAAUCAAAACCGCGUUGCCGAGCUUGCGCCCGGCUAUCCUUGGAAUGUACCUAUGGCAUCGACUACAGCUUCCAUAACAUCACCCCGACGAAACUGCAGCGCCAGCCGACCACUCUGGCGGAAAGUCCCCGGUCGGCUCUUCUUCCUUUGAGUUCUGUGCCGAGUAAGGUGGCCGUAGAGCUUCGCCAUCUGCCGAGGUCAUGCAUCUCCCAUCAGCUCACGCGAGCCAGGAUCGCUAGGUCUCUGGACUGCGGAGAAAAUCUUGAAACAUGCUACCUAAGCCAUUUCCAGAGGCAUGUGCGCUAUCUCCUUCCCGCAUCCCCUUUGCCAUCUGCAACCGCAACCUUCCACUCCCCGUACCUUCGAGCUGCUGUCUUGUGCAUCUCCGCGUCCAACCUCUCGAUGUUGGAUGCACAAGUACAGAGCCGUAUCCUCGUGGGAAGCCACCGUCAGUCUUCGUUUAGCCCACUGGUCAAUAGCUUACAUCACGCUAAAGCGCGGGACUAUCAUGACCGCGCGUUACAACUUUGUCGCAAGGCGGACAUGAGAGAGCUCUCAGACGAUGCACCCGCUAUUCUUACAACGCAAAUUCUUCUUGCAUACUACCAUCACGCGUCGACCAACCAUCAACGCUUUCGGUCGGCGGUGUGGGAUACUGUUGAAUUUGUUUCUCGGAAUAGGGAGCACAUCAUGCGGUCCGCGAGGGGAGCGGAGGCCCUGCAAAUGUGGCAUCGCUUAUGUGUUUCUCAUCGUCUAUCGAAGCCACCAUCAUUACUACUGGAGGGUGAGGGCAGAAGCUCGUUCGGCCCAAACUGUUUUCCAGAUGCCACCGACCAUUUAUACCUCACCGCCGUUCUGGGAAUGAGUAGGGAUGACCUGAUCUACGACAUUCUUAUCAAAACUAUGGAGAUCCGCUCGCGACUGGUAGUCUUUCGCUGCGUUGCACACCGUUACGAGAUCCCCGAAUCGUCAAGAGAGGUUGGCAGUCUCGCGCACAGUUUCUUGACCGAGAUGUUAGGCAGGCCCUUUGUCCUCGAGGAGCUUUCCGAGGCACGGAAAGGCUUUGUACGUGGCUCGCAUCUACUGGGGCUGUUGCAGGUGCAGAAGGAACGGUUAGCUGUUUGGAGCUCUCUCCGACAUACGAAGCAAUCACCUGUCGGUCGCUAUGCUGACAGCCAUCGUGAUACUAUGCCUCCAAGGGAGUGGGACAUCUCAACUCAUCGAGAUACGAUGAACACCUUGUACCAGAUACUUUGCGAGAUGAUGUUCGAAGAGGCCCGCGCAGUGUAUGCAUCUGACGAUGCAUCGGAGCAACACUUUGCCGCGACGGUGCUUCCUCGGCUGGCACAGAGUUUCUGCCACAUUGUGAGCACCUUGGAUUUUGCUGCAGCAGGUACGGCCGAUGUCUACACCUUCAGUCUGGCUGAAAGUCUCCUCCAGUUGGUCGGUCUCUGGCAGUCAGAUAGCUUAUUUCACUUCAUUCUGGACGUUACGUGGCCGAAUCUGGAGAGGAAAACGCGAGGAUUUGAGCACUCGCACUAUCCCACUCACCUCGUGAAGCGGAUCAUCUCCCUGGUAGCGGACUACUGGUCCCGGGGACAAAGCGUGACACUCGUAUUACCUGCCGUUCCAGAGGAUAUCGCUAAACUGACACUGCUUGACAUCAAUCACCCGAUGAAUGUGGUGAUCUGCGGACAUGAUCAGGACAAUAUCGCGUGGAUUGACAAAAUUCGUCUCCCUUGA